AUGUUCUCCUCGUUUCGAAAGGGUCCCGAUGACCCCAUGUACUUUCUAAAGCGUGCGGCCGAUCAGGAUACGUCCCCCGAUAAGGUUGAUCUUGGCGUUGGUAUCUACAGAAACGAAAGUGGCCUCUACAGUCAGCUCGGCUCUGUCGCAAAGGCAAAGGCAAUCUUGGCUGAGAAUGAUCCUGGACAUGACUAUGAGAUCACAAUAGGAAACCAGCGGUUCUUGAACCAUGCUGCCCGUCUUUUGUUCGGACAAGACUGCGAGGUCCUGCAGUCUGGUAGCAUCGCGUCAGUUCAGACCAUCUCUGGUACGGGAGCCAACCACCUCGCUGCCCUAGCCCUGAGCCAAUCCAUCUCUCCCCGUCCACAAGUCUACAUCGGCACCCCUACCUGGGGUAACUACAAGCCAAUGUUCGAACUCGUCGGCCUUGAAGUGAUCGAAUACCCAUACUUCGACUUCCAGACACGAACCAUCGACUUCUCUUCCAUCAUCUCAGCAGCGCUAACUGCACCCCCUCGAAGCGUCUUCAUCCUACAAGCCUGUUGUCAUAACCCUACAGGUGCCGACCCCACGAGAGAACAGUGGCAAGAACUUGGUGCGGUGCUAAAAGAAUACUGUCACUUUGUCUUUUUUGACAUUGCAUAUCAAGGAUUGGGCAAUGGCAUUGAGGAGGAUGCUUAUGCAAUCAGACAUUUCGCUACUCUGGGCGUUGACAUGUUUGUAUGCCAGUCGUUCUCUAAGAACUUUGCUUUGUAUGGCGAACGAUGCGGUGCCCUACAUGCUGUAUGCUCAAGCCCCGAGACAGCAGCGGUGGUUCAAGAUCGACUCCGAUGCUUAAUACGCUGGGAGUUUUCGUCUUCUCCUGCAUAUGGUAGCCGCUUGGCCACUCUGGUAUUGGAAUCUGAUCAGCUCACUACUGAGUGGUUGGUCAACAACAUGAUCGAUGCAGGUCUAAGAACUGACUUUUACAAGACACCGGGAGAUUGGAACCAUAUUUUGAGAGAGAAUGGGCUCUUCUCAUACCUGGACCUUAGUCCUCAACAGUGCCAGAAACUCAUCGACCAGCAUCAUAUCUACCUUCCACCAAGCGGUCGCAUCAACAUUUCAGGGCUCAACCAGAGUAAUAUCAAGAGAGUGGCGGAUUCAUUAGAUGAGGUCAUACAUGAGGAGAUCGGGCAGGGCAUACAGACAAGGGCAGCUCUUUAG
Messenger RNA from Fusarium oxysporum Fo47, 1206 nucleotides. Its product is annotated as pyridoxal phosphate-dependent transferase. Gene Ontology annotation, molecular function: L-aspartate:2-oxoglutarate transaminase activity; pyridoxal phosphate binding. Gene Ontology annotation, cellular component: cytosol. The transcript has 6 exons. The record is from RefSeq and is a predicted model, not a curated record. Bases 1 to 1206 code for a protein of 401 amino acids. Gene Ontology annotation, biological process: L-aspartate biosynthetic process. Lineage: Eukaryota; Fungi; Ascomycota; Sordariomycetes; Hypocreales; Nectriaceae.